AUGGCAUCAGCUGAAGCGAUCAAAGGCAAGGUCCUUGCCAUCACCGGAGCAGCCUCGGGCAUAGGGUUUGCGACGGCUCAGUAUUUAGCGGGAAAGGGUGCCAUCCUAUCACUGGCAGACGUUCAAGAGCAUGCACUGCUCGAUGCGGCAGAGUCCCUUCGAAAAACGUACCGAGUCCAAGUCCUCGAAAAAGUCGUCGACAUCACCAAGCCAGAAGACGUCGAUAAUUGGAUUACGGCGACCAUCUCUGCGUUCGGGAGGCUCGAUGGUGCGGCCAACAUUGCGGCCAUUUUCAUUGAGUCGACAGCCGAUGGUGGUAUCGCCAAAAUGACUGACGAGGUCUGGCACAAAGUCCUCGGAGUCAACUUAACCGGCUUAAUGCACUGUCUACGGGCGCAGUUGAGGGCCAUCUCAGAUGAAGGAAGCAUUGUGAAUACCUCUAGCGUUGCAGGUCUCUUGGGGUCGGCACAAUUUCCCGCCUAUUCCGCCAGCAAGUUUGGAGUCAUUGGCCUAAGUAAAUGUGCAGCUCGGGAAGCUGGGGACAGGAAUGUGCGGGUAAAUGCCAUCGUACCGGGCCAAAUAAUUACUCCUAUGGCGGAAAAAAACGCUACCCUCAUAACUAAGCCUGGGUUCUCUCAGCCAAGAGCGAUUACCAGACCAGGGAGGCCGGAGGAAGUUGCCGCCUUAAUUGCGUUCCUCCUGGGAGACGAGAGUCGCUUCAUUACGGGCUCGACGUAUCAGAUUGACGGUGGUAGGAUCUGUUGA
Molecule: messenger RNA, 765 nt
Organism: Exophiala aquamarina CBS 119918
Lineage: Eukaryota; Fungi; Ascomycota; Eurotiomycetes; Chaetothyriales; Herpotrichiellaceae
Exons: 2
Coding region: 1-765 (254 amino acids)
Molecular function (GO): oxidoreductase activity, acting on the CH-OH group of donors, NAD or NADP as acceptor
Source: RefSeq, a predicted model, not a curated record